AUGUCGCCGGUGCCAGAAGACGUGGCGGAAACGAUCUACGAAAAACGGCUGUCGUUGCACCAGAUCCAACAGAUCCGAAUAUGCUCGAUCUCGUCGUCAGGCGUGUCGAUCCUGCUGGGGCUGGUGUUCGUGUACUUCUUUGGAAUGAUCCAUCCGACGCGGCGCCACUUCCGGCACUACCUUGUGCUGCUGUUGAUUGCGUUCGACUUCAUCAAGGCGACGUCGAUCCUGGUGUUCUCGUGCGUGUCGUUCAACCGGGUGACGUCGCACAACAAAGCGCUCAUCCAGGGGAUAGGCUGGCUGACGGUGUUUGGGAUCGAGGGCGCCGACGUGGUGAUCUUGAUGUUUGCGGUGCACAUGGCGCUGUUGAUCUUCAACCCGCAGCUGACGCAGGUGAAGCAGAAGCUGAUCCAUUGGAUCGCCACGACGCUCCACGUCGACGUCGACGCCAGCGACGAGCACCCGUUCCGACACAGACUCGCCAGUACAGGCGUGGUCCGCUGGACACAGCACAUGCUGGGCCGGAGGGCCGCCCAGGAGAAGCACGACGACGACGACGCUGCAGAGCGGGGCCCGGCGCCCCCCGGCGUCAGACGCCGCUCCGAGGGCGGCUUGUACCGCCAUCGUUACAGCGUUCUUCUCAUUGCGUUUCUCUUCCCCGUGUUGGUCUCCUCCGUGAGCUUCUACAUCAAAAACCCGUACGAGGAGUACGUGUACUGGUCGUUCUUCCGGGUGUGGACCGGGCCGUGGUACUUUUCCUGGACGCUCCGACACGUGAUUGUCGUCCUGAUCAUGUUCAUCUACAUCUCCAUCUACGUCUACGUGAUGUCCCAGUUCAAAAGCGUCUCGCGGAGCAUGAAGAAGAGGGCCGCCAGGCCCGACCUCGACUCGGAGACGAGCAACGCGGGCAACAGCAGAGCCGACGACGGUGACGAUGGCGACGACGACGAUAGCGACAGCGACAGCGACAACGACGUCUUCCUCAACACCUUCGGCGACUCUGUUUGGUACAAGAUCUUCCAGUUCCUGUCCAUGCUCGUCUUCCCCGACGUGCGCAUCUCCGCCAAGCUCCACGGCCACGGCUUGACCACCAACGAGGACCUGGCCAACAUCGAGCGCUUGAAAAACGAGUCCAUCAUCAACGAAAGCGUCAACUGGAGCAACAACAACGGCGUCGGCAAUGACGUCAGCUCCUCAGAGAUCCUCAGACUCAACUCAUCCUUCGCCAACGUGCAGAACAAGGAGAUCUCCAAGCAGAUUCAGAACCUGCUUUACGAAGAGGCCAUGCAGCGGUUUGCCACCCGCAAGUCCCAGAUCAUGCGCCAGAUGAAGGUCAUCUUCAUCUACCCGAUCUCCUACAUCAUCUUGUGGCUAUUGCCCUUUAUCAACCACUACCAGGUAAUCCGCACAGGAACCGAGUCACUGUGGUCCACUGCCCCAAGCGCCAUUUUCCAGGCUCUGAACUGCUUUGUCGACGUCUUGGUGUUCUUGUUAAGAGAAAAGCCAUGGCAGCUGACCAAGGGUGUCGACGACAUAAGUGGGAUGUCUCCCUUUGUUUCCCAAGAUAGUAGCUCGCUCCAGUCGCACGGCUGGAGACGCCGUGUCUCAUGGUUGCCAGGUUAUGGAGGUUACUCGGAUGAUUCCGAAGGUGUCGAGUCAGCAGAUUUGGAGUUGGAAAAGGGUAGCUUCUCCAACCGAGUUGCGUAUGGACGCAACUCACAGACUCUCACUCUUCACGGAAAUGACCAGGACGAUGGUUACUACCUGCAUGGGCGUCACCUAGGAAGCUUUGAAGAAGAGAAGGAUACCGAUUCUAUGUCUAGGCCUAACUCCAAAGGAUACACACCAAGUAAUGAUGAUGAGGAUGGCAACGACCAAUUUGAUCAAGAGGUGGACCUGAAAGACUUCCUCAAUUCGAAUUCUCCAAGUCGUUCCUCCCAACGGAAAAAGCGUGUCAAUUAUCAUUCCUCUAUGGGGAGACCUAGAUCUAAGCCAAAUUCUCUAUCUAUGACACCCGCAAACCCAACCCAUAUGGACACUAGUCCAACUUGGGGGGCUCGUGGCUCGCUGUCUUCUUCAAACAGGAGCAACGUCAACGGUGCCUCUGGGAGCCGGAGGAAUUCGCAUCUAUCCUGGCGUACAUGGUCGUUCGGCUCGAGUCCAUCCAACACUGCGGGGCGGCAAAAACAGGAUAGAGAACUGGACCCAAUCUUUGGAUCCUUCAUCAACGACAAUAAUGCAGUCGACUCUAAGUUGAAAUUGAAAGAGAGUUCAAACGACGUUAAUUGGAAUCUACACAUGUUUGACCACGGUCAACGUCGUGUAUACGACAGUAGGGGCAACGUGAAAUCCACCCCUAACAAUGUUGUUAACUAUAGUAGCAGCAAUAGCAGUAGUUACAGACACAACAGCGGUAGCAGCAACAACGGGAGCUACAGCAAUGGUAGUAAUAAUAUGAACAAUGGUCAUCGGGGUAAUAAUAAUAACAAUAAUAGCAACGCAGGCUUUGACGAAGAAAUGGAUUUGAUGGACUUCUUGAAGCUUGGACAAAAAGGUUAA
Messenger RNA from Pichia membranifaciens NRRL Y-2026, 2559 nucleotides. RefSeq lists its product as hypothetical. Gene Ontology annotation, cellular component: plasma membrane. The record is from RefSeq and is a predicted model, not a curated record. Gene Ontology annotation, biological process: adenylate cyclase-activating G protein-coupled receptor signaling pathway. The transcript has a single exon. The coding region runs from base 1 to 2559 and encodes 852 amino acids. Lineage: Eukaryota; Fungi; Ascomycota; Pichiomycetes; Pichiales; Pichiaceae. Gene Ontology annotation, molecular function: G protein-coupled receptor activity.